Messenger RNA from Bactrocera dorsalis (oriental fruit fly), 1520 nucleotides. RefSeq names its product acyl-CoA Delta-9 desaturase. The coding region runs from base 204 to 1253 and encodes 349 amino acids. The transcript is spliced from 5 exons. Lineage: Eukaryota; Metazoa; Arthropoda; Insecta; Diptera; Tephritidae. Gene Ontology annotation, cellular component: endoplasmic reticulum membrane. Gene Ontology annotation, biological process: unsaturated fatty acid biosynthetic process. The record is from RefSeq and is a predicted model, not a curated record. Gene Ontology annotation, molecular function: iron ion binding; stearoyl-CoA 9-desaturase activity.
AUACAAAAUUGCAUAUGCAUAUAAGCUGUGGUGUUUUGAAAAACGGUUUUCUAUUUUUGUAUCAAGGAAGUUCCUUUAGUUGAGUUUGUGACAGCACGCGCACUGGUUGACCGGCAGUAUCCGAUCCGCAAAUAUACAGAGUAAAGAACAUACUGAGAUUUGUUGUUUGGUGUUAAAUUUUCUAUAAAAGGAAUUUUUUGAAAAUGGAAACUCAAAGCAAUGUCGCUAGCAAUGGCGAAAUCCAACAACAACAGCAGCAAACACAGCCAUUGACGUCGGCAGACACAACUAAAGAACGCAUUAAACGUGAAGCGAGCUGGCCUUUUGUUCUAUUUUACAUACAUUUGAAUAUACUUGGACUCUAUGGAAUCUUCAUAAUGUUCACGAAUGCCUCAUUUCUGACGAUUUUAUUCACCUUCGCUUUGACUUUUCUGGGAAUUUUGGGUGCAACGGCUGGCGCUCAUCGCCUUUGGGCGCACCAAACAUACACAGCCAGCACGUCACUAAGAGUUUUCUUGAUGCUGUGCCAAACCAUAGCUGGACAGGGCCCUAUCUAUAGAUGGGUACAAACGCAUCGCCUACAUCAUCAGAAAUUCCGCCAAGAAGUUGAUCCUUUCUACAGCGCACGUGGCUUCAUGGCCGCACAAGUGAACGCACAAAUCAUGAGUUACACACGGGAACAACAACAAUUGCUCAGUCAAGUCGAUAUGUCUGAUAUCGAACAGGAUAAGGUGGUUAUGUUUCAAAAAAAGUAUUACUGGGUACUCUACUUCUUCCUGCACGUUUUGUUGCCGAUCAAUGCACCGCUUGAGUAUUGGGGCGAUUCAAUUGCCGCAGCCACCUUUGUGGCCUUCUCACUGCGUUAUCUCAUCGUUUUGAAUGUUUGUUGGCUUAUUAAUUCGGCACAUUUCAUUUGGGGAUUGGACAAGAACUUCAAGCCCUCCGAUUCGAAUAGUGUGUUCUUCAUUACAAAGAGCUAUUGGCCUCAAUACCAUUAUCUGUUGCCCAACGAUUAUCAGAGCGGAGAGUUCGGCGAUUAUGGCAGUGACUUCGUAACGGCAAUGAUACGUGUGUUUGCAGCGCUCGACAUGGCAACGGAUCUGCGCACCAUAAGUUCGGUGGCUGUGCGCAAAGGCUUGACUACCGCCGUGGAGACGGGACGUCCAAUUGUCGAGUGCAUUCAGGAGCACGCAACCGAAGAGAUGAACGAAAUGCCGAAGAAUAAUUUCUUAAACCGCGAUCGUUUUAUGUAGAGUACAAUUCAUCAAUACUGUAUUGGAGUUUAGCAUUAUUAGUCGCAAAAUAGUACAUUAUAUAGAAAUGAUGUCCUCCAUUUUUAGGAAAGACUUUUAUAAUCCCACAAAAUCUCAAGCUGAAAUUGUUCCGAAUAAAUAUCAAUAAUUAAAACAGUUUAUAAAAAUGUUAGCCGAUAUUAUAAAUUGAUGUGACUAUAAGUUCUUAUAAAAAAAUACAGAUAAAAUAAUAAAUAAUAAGAAUAGUUUUUCAAGAAGUUUGCAAAA